AUGGGGGUGCCGUGGGCCGAGGCGCGGGCGAGGUUCUUCAGCCACGGCCCCAACAAGGUGGCCCUGGACGCCAUCGAGCGCGCCGCCUUCUUCCUGACGCUGGACGAGGAGGAGCACGGCCAGGAGCCCACCCGGCCCGGCUGCAUGGACGCCUACGCCAAGUCCCUGCUGCACGGCCGCUGCUACGACCGCUGGUUCGACAAGUCCUUCACGCUGGUGGUCUACAAGAACGGCAAGAUCGGGGCCAACGCCGAGCACUCCUGGGCCGAUGCCCCCAUCAUCGGGCACCUCUGGGAGUUCAUGCUGGCCACGGACAAGUUCCAGCUGGGCUACACGGAGGGGGGGCACUGCAAGGGGGACCCCAGGUGGCAGCUGGCCCCCCCCCAGCGCCUGCAGUGGGACAUCCCCCCCGAGGGGGUGGCGGCCAUCGAGGCGUCGCUGAAGGUGGCACGGGCGCUGGCCGAGGACGUGGAUUUCUGCUGCUUCCUCUUCUCCACCUUCGGCAAGGGGCUCAUCAAGCGCUGCCGCACCGGCCCCGACGCCUUCAUCCAGAUCGCCCUGCAGCUGGCACACUUCCGCGACAAGGGCUCCUUCUGCCUGACCUACGAGGCCUCCAUGACGCGGCUGUUCCGCGAGGGCCGCACCGAGACCGUGCGCUCCUGCACCUCCGAGUCCACGGCCUUCGUGCGCAGCAUGGCCGACAGCCAGCGCAGCCGCUCGGAGCGGCAGCAGCUGUUCAAGGCGGCGGCCGAGAAGCACCAGCAGCUCUGUCGCCUCGCCAUGACCGGCGCGGGCAUCGACCGCCACCUCUUCUGCCUCUACCUGGUGUCGCGGUACCUGGGCAUGCAGAGCCCCUUCCUGGCCAAGGUGCUGUCGGAGCCCUGGCGCCUCUCCACCAGCCAGACCCCGCAGCAGCAGCUCAAGAUGUUCGACUUUGAAAAAUUCUCCGACCACGUCUCCAGCGGCGGCGGCUUCGGCCCCGUGGCAGACGAUGGUUAUGGGGUGUCCUACAUCAUCUCCGGGGAGAACCUCAUCACCUUCCACGUGUCCAGCAAGUUCUCCAGCCCCGAGACGGACUCGCAGCGUUUCGGCCGCAACAUCCGCCAGGCCAUGCUGGACAUCGCGGCACUCUUCGACAAACCCGCCCCCGAGGGCAAGAAGUGACCGGGGGGCCGCGGGGCUCCCGGGUUUGGGGGGGCCGGGGGUCGCUGCCCUGGACCUGCUCCCAAUAAAGGCUCUUGGUGUGA
Molecule: messenger RNA, 1247 nt
Organism: Serinus canaria (Common canary)
Lineage: Eukaryota; Metazoa; Chordata; Aves; Passeriformes; Fringillidae
Gene: CPT1B
Product: carnitine palmitoyltransferase 1B
Exons: 10
Coding region: 1-1164 (387 amino acids)
Biological process (GO): fatty acid metabolic process; carnitine metabolic process
Cellular component (GO): mitochondrion
Molecular function (GO): carnitine O-palmitoyltransferase activity
Source: RefSeq, a predicted model, not a curated record